AACCCAACUGGUGGAUGAGUUUCAUAAACCGGUUAUUACAAUUUACAACUGAGACCGUUAAGCGUACGGAUUUGCCCAUGGUCGGCUAGAGUAGAGAAAGUGGUAGAUCUCACUCUGUUUAGUACUUCCAGUAGUUGCAAGCCUUUUCAUGUACAUACCUCGAAUCUCACUCGAAGAAACCCUAAUUUCCUCACGCCAAUAAUACAAAUAUAAACUCAAUUCAAUUCUAAGGAUUGAGUCAACAAAAAGCCCUAAUUUUGAACCUUUCCCCACUGUGAUAGUUUCACCCAUUUUCUUUCUGGUUUUUGUACGCUGAAUUGAAAUGUAUUCGCUCUGAGUCUUGUAGAUUCGAUUUUGUAAAUUGAAGUUGCAAGAAAAUGAGGCGAAGACCUACGGAUUUUCGGCGGCCGGUGAGGCGGAGAUUUUCGAAUGUGUUUUGGUUCACUUUAUGCGGAUUGAUGAUUCUGUUCUUCAUUGUUCUAUUAAGUCGAGAUAGCCAACCGACGUCCAGAUCGGUGUUAACUAAGAGAUCUUACAGGAAUGACAGGAUUUUAGAAGGCCUUAACAUUACUGAAGAAAUGUUGAUCCCUGAGUCAGUCACAAGGCAAAUUAGUGAUCAAAUUUCUCUUGCAAAGGCCUUUGUUGUGAUUGCAAAAGAAAGCAACAAUCUCCAAUUUGCAUGGGAAUUGAGUGCUCAGAUCCGUAAUUCGCAGAUCCUUCUCUCAAAUGCUGCGCAAAGGAGAACUCCUUUGACUACCAGAGAAUCAGAAACUGCAGUUCGUGAUAUGGCUCUUUUGCUCUACCAAGCCCAGCAACUCCAUUAUGACAGUGCAACCAUGAUCAUGAGACUAAAAGCCAAAAUUCAGGGUGUUGAAGAACAGAUGAAUUCUGUGAGUGAAAAGAGUUCGAAGUAUGGACAGAUAGCUGCCGAAGAAGUCCCAAAGAGCUUAUAUUGUCUUGGUGUUCGUUUAACAACUGAAUGGUUCAGAACCUCAAAUUUACAAAGGGAACUUGAUGAGAAAAGACAUAUAGCCAUGAAACUUAAAGAUAACGAUCUUUAUCAUUUCUGCGUCUUCUCAGACAACAUCCUUGCAACUUCAGUUGUGGUCAACUCAACUGCUUUAAAUUCCAAAAAUCCUGAUAUGGUUGUCUUCCACCUCGUCACCGAUGAAGUGAACUAUGCAGCAAUGAAGGCGUGGUUCUCCACAAACAGUUUCCAAGGAGUGAUUGUUGAUGUCCAAAAGAUUGAAGAUUUUAGCUGGUUAAAUGCUUCUUAUGUUCCUGUUCUUAAACAGCUCCAAGACUCUGACACUCAGAACUAUUAUUUCUCGGGCAACAACGACAACGGCCGGACUCCAAUCAAGUUUCGGAACCCUAAAUAUUUGUCUAUGCUUAACCACCUCAGGUUCUAUAUUCCGGAAGUUUUUCCUGCAUUGAAGAAGCUAGUAUUUCUUGAUGAUGAUGUCGUGGUUCAGAAGGAUCUGUCAGCUCUAUUCUCCAUUGAUCUGAAUGGGAAUGUUAAUGGUGCAGUCGAGACUUGCAUGGAGACAUUUCAUAGAUACCACAAGUACUUGAAUUACUCCCACCCUCUUAUACGACCACAUUUUGAUCCGGAUGCAUGUGGGUGGGCAUUUGGUAUGAAUGUUUUUGAUUUGGUUGAGUGGAGGAAAAGAAACGUAACCGGCAUCUAUCACUAUUGGCAGGAAAAGAAUGUCGACAGGACGUUGUGGAAACUUGGUACACUUCCACCUGGACUGCUGACCUUCUAUGGAUUGACGGAGCCAUUAAAUCCAACAUGGCAUGUGUUGGGGUUGGGCUAUACAAAUGUUGAUCCUCAGUUAAUAGAGAAGGGGGCUGUACUGCACUUCAAUGGGAACUCGAAACCAUGGUUGAAGAUUGGGAUGGAGAAGUACAAACCUCUUUGGGACAAGUAUGUUGAUUAUUCUCACCCUCUAUUGCAACAGUGCAAUGUUCAUUGAUCUCCAAUGUGGACGUUUCAUCUCUUCCACGGCAUAAUUGUUGCAUCAGAGGACUGAAAAUGAAAUCAAACAGUGUUUGUGAUUGUAACAUGGGUAUUGGACUGGUGUUCAACUUGUAGUGUAUUUUUUCAAAUGAUAAUUUAAAGAUAUUCAUGACAGGUUUUAUUCGUAACAACUUUUUUGGUCAACAUUACGCAAAUAUAGUUCUGAAGCUGCUUGCUUCAGCUGCGAUUCAUUUUA
This is a messenger RNA of Cornus florida, 2219 nucleotides long. Its product is annotated as probable galacturonosyltransferase 10. The record is from RefSeq and is a predicted model, not a curated record. Gene Ontology annotation, molecular function: polygalacturonate 4-alpha-galacturonosyltransferase activity. The transcript has 2 exons. Lineage: Eukaryota; Viridiplantae; Streptophyta; Magnoliopsida; Cornales; Cornaceae. Bases 378 to 1979 code for a protein of 533 amino acids.